Molecule: messenger RNA, 857 nt
Organism: Bicyclus anynana (squinting bush brown)
Lineage: Eukaryota; Metazoa; Arthropoda; Insecta; Lepidoptera; Nymphalidae
Product: troponin C, isoallergen Bla g 6.0101
Exons: 6
Coding region: 130-588 (152 amino acids)
Molecular function (GO): calcium ion binding; enzyme regulator activity
Source: RefSeq, a predicted model, not a curated record
GAACGUCAAUCGAAAUAAAGAUAUAUAAACUGCCUGCGUUUUGAGAUCUAGAUCAAGCGAAGUCUAUCUAGUAGUGAAUCCAGUGUCAUUUAGUGUUAUCGUUUUUGAAGCACCAAAUUUAUCGUCAAUAUGGAUGAACUUGACCAAAGCCAGAUUCAAAUGCUAAAGAAAGCUUUCGAUACCUUUGACCGUGAAAAGAAGGGUGUCAUUGGAACAGAGAUGAUUGGGACCAUUUUAGAAAUGUUGGGCCAAGAAAUCGAUGAUGAUACGUUAUCAGAAAUUAUUAAGGAAUAUGAUGAAAAUGAUACCGGGACGCUGGCGUUCAAAGAGUUUUGCUCGUUAGCUGCCAGGUUCAUGACAGAAGAAGUGGAUGCUGAAGCAAUGCUUGCAGAGCUAAGGGAGGCUUUCCGGUUAUAUGACAGAGAAGGAAACGGCUAUAUUACAACGGACGUACUGAAAGAAAUCUUCAAAGAAUUAGACAACACGCUAUCGGAAGAGGAUCUGGAAGCCAUGAUCACGGAAAUUGACGCUGACGGAUCGGGGACCGUUGACUUUGAUGAAUUCCUUGAAGUAAUGACUGGAGAGUAAGAAAGGGUUACACAUUUCUUAGUUGUAAACAAAAUACUAUUUAUUAAGAUUAAUUUCUCAUUUUGUAAAUAUACUUAUUUACAUAAGGGGUAAUUAUUUAAUUUUAAGGUUUAUUUUGUUAUAAUAAUAAGGAUGUAAUUAAUGUUCUGUUAAAAGAAUGUUCAUUUACAAAGAAAAGAUCUUCAACUGAGCUUCAAAUAAUAAAUAAUUGGAGCUACUAAGACUGUAUAUUUUAUUGUUUAAUAUUAUAAUAAAACAAAUUUAAACUA